Neoarius graeffei (lesser salmon catfish) is the source of this 2096-nucleotide messenger RNA. RefSeq names its product Pim-3 proto-oncogene, serine/threonine kinase (gene pim3). The transcript is spliced from 6 exons. NCBI's taxonomy places the organism in Eukaryota, Metazoa, Chordata, Actinopteri, Siluriformes, Ariidae. Gene Ontology annotation, biological process: negative regulation of apoptotic process; regulation of mitotic cell cycle; protein autophosphorylation. Gene Ontology annotation, cellular component: cytoplasm. Bases 274 to 1251 code for a protein of 325 amino acids. Gene Ontology annotation, molecular function: ATP binding; protein serine/threonine kinase activity. The record is from RefSeq and is a predicted model, not a curated record.
CGCUUGUGCGGAGUUGUGCAGUGGAGCGCAGUGCUCAGAUACACGGGAUUUAGUCGGUUCUGUGAUUAUGGCUGGGAGAGGACGUUUAUGAAUAGGGCUAAUUAGCGUUGUGUCAGAUCAAAGGUGCCGAAACAUCUGAUACUUGUGAUCUUAAUCUUUCUCAGUGUGCGAAGGAAUAUACGCUUAAAGGAUAGUCUACAUGUGAUUUUAUUUAUACUUUUAGAUCGUUUCAUUUAUCUUCGCAGAUUUGUUGAUUUUUGGAUAUCUUCAAAGAUGCUGCUGACCAAAUUUGGAUCUUUUUCUCACAUUUGCGGCACAACUAACAUUGACCACUUACCAGUGAAAAUUCAGCUCCAGUCAGCUAAAGUGGAAAAGGAGCAGUUUGAUAAAGUGUACCGUGUGGGCUCGGUUCUGGGAAGUGGCGGAUUCGGGACUGUGUACGCCGGCAGUCGCAUUUCAGACGGUUUGCUGGUUGCUGUUAAACACGUGGCCAGGGAGAGAAUUACUGAAUGGGGCACAAUUAACGGGUCUCUGGUCCCGCUGGAGAUCCUCCUCAUGAAGAAAGUAGGAAAUACAUUUCAGGGUGUUAUUAAAUUGAUCGAUUGGUACGAGAGGCCUGAUGGGUUUUUGAUCAUCAUGGAGCGGCCGGAGAUGGUUAAGGAUUUAUUUGACUACAUCACCGAAAAGGGCGCACUGGAUGAAGACUCGGCCAGGGGAUUUUUCCGCCAGGUCCUGGAGGCUGUGCGACACUGUUACAGCUGCGGUGUAAUCCAUCGGGACAUUAAAGACGAAAACCUGCUCGUUGAUUUACGCACAGGAGAUCUUAAACUCAUCGACUUUGGCUCAGGGGCCAUUCUCAAGGAUACCGUGUACACUGACUUCGAUGGUACAAGAGUCUACAGCCCACCAGAAUGGAUUCGCUACCACCGGUACCAUGGACGCUCUGCAACGGUGUGGUCACUUGGUGUGCUGCUAUAUGAUCUGGUAUGUGGGGACAUACCAUUUGAGCAUGACGAUGAGAUUCUGAAAGGUCGUCUUUUCUUCAGAAGGACAGUCUCCCCUGUGUGUCAGCAACUCAUCAAGUGGUGUCUCUGCUUGAGACCAUCAGACAGGCCGACAUUGGAACAAAUAUUUGAGCAUGAGUGGAUGCAUGCAGACAAAGACUCAAAACCUCUGACCAGGGACAUCACGCUUCAUGCAGUAUGCACAGACUCCUCAUCCAGCACAAGCUCAAGCAAAGAAAGCCUCUGAUGGCACCGGAUACACAGUCUGAUCAUUUAUGACCUCUAAAUUGUUGGGACUUAUCUUUUAAAUUACUUUAAAUUAUUUUACAUUCUUUUUGUUGUUGUUUCAAAUGAAUAUUUUUAAUUCAUGGGAAGUGCAAAUGCAGUAAUGCUAGCAACCCUAUGGCCAUACUCUUUGCUCUUAUAGAGCCUAUUCUUUGAUUUUACUUUUAACUGUUAGUUACUAGUGCCUUUUUUCCUAGAAAGCUGCUUGGUGGGACAGUUUAAAAAAUAAAUAAAUGAAUUGCUCCCUCGCCCCCUUGUGGUGGAACUAUACUUUAUCUCCACCCCCUUCCUACACAUUAUAUACAGAUAACUCCUACUACUCCAUCUCAGCUGUUGCCACAUAUUGGCUUUUGGAUGGUAGAUACUUUAGUGAAUUGCACAAUCAAUGCAAUAUUAGAUUUUAAGUUUUUGAAUACAAGUAUUUACAUUUAUUUAUAUUCGCUCCCAUGUGUUAUUUAUUCAUACAAAGCAAACAUUCCACAGUCAGUGGCUAUUUAUUUAUUUAUUCAUUUUAUACCAUCGGCAAAAAGGAAGCAAAGCUAGAUUUGAUACCCUUAUCUUAUCCUGUAGUUAAAUCUAAAUACCUGCAAAUAAAUUAUGCCUGUCUUAUCCUGAUACACAUUUAAGUGCAUUCUAAUGUACCUUGACUCCAGAAGCUGUCAUCUGUUUUCCAUGCUAGAUGAAAAUAACAUUCUAGUUCAUACUUCCACUGUGACUGUGGAUUUCUCUCUUUCUGCAUUGUGAAACAUUACACUGUGAAACAAUGCAGAAUUUAUUUUUUAUAACAAUAAAUUAUUUAAUCUGAAA